AUGAAGAAUAUUUUUUUCUUUUUUUUAGGAUUUUUUUUAGUUCUCCCUUUUUCAUUUUUUGCUUUUCUUUUACUUCUCAUAUUUCAACGAGCAUCCUUUCUUUCAUUAUCAGUUAUAUUUCUAAUUUCUUUCACAUCUUUUUCUAUUACUGAUUCUUCAUUUUCUAAUUUUUCUUUUAUCAUUUCUUGUUUUACAUAUUUCUUUCCUUCUUUCUUACUGGUUUUUCUUUUUUUUUUACUGUUUCAUCAUUCUUUCUUUUUUACUUUUUCUAUCAAUUUCUUCUUCCAAGCAGUUCGUUUCAGUUCUUUUCUCAUAAGUUAUUACUUCAUUUAUUGCGACUUAUUCUUAUCAUCAUUGCAUCUUUCUUUUUUUCGUUUUUUCUUCUAUUUCUUUCUUUUUUCCUUUUCUUCUAUUUCUUUCUUUUUUCCUUUUUUUUCUUCUAUUUCUUUCUAUAUUUUUUUUGUUUUUCUUUGUUUUCUUUUUUAUUCUUCUUUUGAAUUUUCUGUUUGUAUUCGUCGCUACUUUUCUUUCUUUCUUUGCUUUUUUUCUUUCUUUAUAUUUUGUCUUUCUUCAUUCAUUCAUUUCUUUCUUUCUUUCUUUCUUUCUUCAUUCCUUUCACUCUUUCUUUCUUUUUUCAUUCCUUUCAUUCUAUCUUUCUUUUUUUCUUUCAUUCUUUCUUUCUUUUUUCGUUCCUUUCAUUCUAUCUUUCUUUUUUCCUUUCAUUCUUUCUUUCAUUCUUUCUUUCUUUCUUUUUUCAAUCAUUCAUUCCUUUGUUUGUUGUCGUUAUCUUUCUUUUUUAUUUCUAUCUCUGAAAAACUGACAUUUGCUUCGUUUUCUUCAUCUUUCUUCCUUUCUUUCUUUUCUUUUCUCUUUAUUUUUUCUUCUUUUUCUUUCUUUCAUUCUUUCUUUCUUCUCGGCUUUUUUCAUAACCUCCCCUUUGUUUUCACCGCGUAUAUUUGUUUGUUUCUUUGCAUCUUUCGUUUUUUAAAAGUCUCUAAUUUUACUUCAUUUCCGACGUCAUCUUUGUUUGUUUCUUUCUUUCUACGCUCUUUCAAACUUUCGUUCUUCCGCUUUUUGCAUCUCGCCCUUCCUUUGCCUUCCUCAUUUCUCUUUUUAACAUAUCCAUUCGUCUUUCUUCAUCUUUCCUCUCUCUCUUCUUUUUUCUGCUUUUCGAUUUUCUUUCUUUUAUUUCUCACCUUCUCUUUCGAUUUGUUCCCCUUUCGUCCUCUCUUUUCUUCCGUUUACUCUCUUUUCCUUCCCCGAGAAACAAAUCUGGUUUAUUUCAUUCUACACUAA
Molecule: messenger RNA, 1296 nt
Organism: Acanthosepion pharaonis
Lineage: Eukaryota; Metazoa; Mollusca; Cephalopoda; Sepiida; Sepiidae
Source: the annotation of a GenBank genome assembly